Molecule: messenger RNA, 1782 nt
Organism: Lodderomyces theae
Lineage: Eukaryota; Fungi; Ascomycota; Pichiomycetes; Serinales; Debaryomycetaceae
Gene: MNN2
Product: Mnn2p
Exons: 1
Coding region: 1-1782 (593 amino acids)
Biological process (GO): mannan biosynthetic process
Cellular component (GO): Golgi apparatus
Molecular function (GO): alpha-1,2-mannosyltransferase activity
Source: RefSeq, a predicted model, not a curated record
AUGAUAUCAAAACAGAGGUUGAGAGUUCUCCUCUUGGUUGUGGUAGUUCUACUUGGGUUACAUUUUCUCACAACCAACACGUUCAGUAACCAAGAUAUACAGCGAAUAAUUGAUGAAUCAUUGAACAAGAAGCCAGAAAAUACUAUUUCUGGGGAGAAGAAUUCUCUUGUAUCAAAUUCGACUCCCAAAUCCAAACAGCAACCUAAUGCCCCCAAUGGCAAAGCAAAACCAAAACCAAAAACUAAGAGUCCAAAGAUCGAUGAUUAUACCAUUUUCUUCAAUGACCUUGAGCAGUUCAAGAUAAAUCAAGGCUCAAUCAAGGACAAGUACAAACAAGAAGGACAGAAAGCUAAGGAGCUUUUCUCGACUGAUGAUUCCUUUUUAUUCAAUAAAGAGUACCUUGAAAACGUGUUGGACAUUUCUGAGAAAACCUUUGAAGAGAUGAAAGCUAGCCACACUAGAUACGUGAAUGAACGUAUCCCGCAGCUAUUGAAUGAAGGUGUGGAAACCUUUGGUAAAAUGGUAUCAAGUGAUCCUGACUGGGACAUAUACAAAGGAUCAUCUGGGUACGUAUUGGUUGGAGGCGGAAGGUUCAGCUGGCUAUCAUACCUCGUUAUAAAACAAAUUCGUGCUACUGGCGCUCGCUUGCCUAUUGAAUUAUUCCUUGCAACAGAAGAUGAUUAUGAAAAGAACUUUUGUGAGCACAUCUUGAGAACAUACAACGCCAGGUGUAAUGUGUUUGACAAGAAAUUGGCACAGGAUUUGCUGGACAGGUUCAGUAUUGGGGGUUAUCAAUACAAAAUGUUGGCAUUAUUAAGUUCAAGAUUUGAAAAUGUCUUGUACUUGGAUUCUGAUAAUUUCCCUACAAAGAACGUCGACUACAUUUUUGAUUCUGAGUUGUACAAAAAGAACAACUUGAUAUUGUGGCCAGAUGCUUGGGCUAGAACCACCAACCCCAUGUUCUACGACAUAGCCGGAGUCGAUGUGAAGGAGAAUAAACUCAGGUAUAGCACUUAUGAUAUUAAACAAGCAGGAGGCAAGGAGAACCUUCGCCCGUUAUCGGAGUACACUUUUGAAAACUCAAGGUUUCACGACUUUGAAGGAACUUUGCCUGACCCAACGUCAGAAACAGGAAUGUUUGUUGUCAAUAAAACCAGCCAUUUAAAAACGUUGCUUCUUUGCUUGUACUAUAACGUGUUUGGUCCCCACUAUUAUUAUCCUAUAUUGACACAAGGAUCAGCAGGUGAAGGCGAUAAAGAGACAUUCAUUGCUGCUGCUCAUGUGUUGAAUGAACCGUGGCAUCAGACAUUAAAGCAGUUCCAGUGGACAGGGUACAACUCAAAAGCAUCAAACUCGUUCACGUCAAAGGCAUUGGCCCAUUUUGAUCCAGUGCAAGCGUCCACCGAUGUUAAGGACGUGGAUGUCAUCUUUAUGCACUUGUCGUAUCCAAAAUUUUACCCUAAUUGGUUGGUCGACAAUAAUGAUCUCGUCUACAAGGACUCGGGUGAGCAUAUACGAAUGUAUGCCGGAGUGAAAGAAAAUCUAGGCUACGACUUUGAUCUACGGGUUUUGCAAUUCUUUACUGAAAGUAUUUGUCCCAACUACUAUAGACCUGACGGGAAGGCAAUUGACGAUGAUGUUUCAGUAUCCAAAGACACCACUUACAUGGGAGAGUAUCUUCAAUACAUCAAGGAUGAAGAGCAAAAUAAUAUCAAGCGUUGUGAAGAAGUGUUUAUUCCACAUUUGAAGUGGCUCAAGGAGACCAAAGAUCAGAAGGAGUAA